GGAGCUCGGGGACGCUCGUUAACGUAGAUAGUACAAAUUUUACUUCAGGACCGCUUCAAACCUUUUUACAAGUGAAUGUUACGUUUACCAUUUCUUUUUACUCUAGACGACUAUACAUUUAAUAUAAAUAAGUUUCAUAAUUUGUUUAUGAAUUAAAUAAUUCGUGAAAAUGGAAGCAAAAUUUUCGAGUUAAUAUUUCAGCAUAUGAAAAUGAAUAAAAAUGCCUUGGAAUUGUUUCUGGGGAUACGAGUCUCCGCCGCCACUUUGUCGCGUGAGUGGACCAUUGCAUUUCAUAAAUCAGAAAGAGGGCGUGGCACAGGCGCACGCAUUCCGGAGCAAGGUAUUCAAGAAACCGAGAUCCUGUCAAUGGUGCCAUCAGCUUGUACACAACCAGGGUAGCUGCUGCCGAGUUUGCAAAUAUGUCUGUCACACGGGCUGCGAGAGUAAGGUGUCGGGCGCUAUCGAGCUCUCCGACCCAGCCAACUCUGCGGAAAUACUACAACGACUACAAAAUUCUGACAAAGCAAGAUUCUCGGAUACAAGUUGGCAAAUACAUCGGACGUGGGCACGUAAUGGGGACCCGCUACAGCUGUCGCCACCGCCAUCGCGUGAGGACAUCUCCACGCUACCCGCCUCCGCUACCGCCGUCACCGUCACCUCUCCCCUUCGCAGCGAUCAGAAUGGCAUCUAUGACACCAUCACGACUCGAGCGGUCAGCGCCCCGGCACCUUCAGUUACGUCAGUUUUUGCCAGGGAACAUGGUGGUGCUCGCUCAGUGAGUUACCCUGGCCCUGGCGGUCCAGGUGGUCCUGGCUCACGCCUGGAUUUGUGUUACGUGGCGGAACGUAUGCUCGCACUUCACCUGCCAGAUAGAGAUGCUCAAGCAGAAGCCCAGGCUGCUCAUAUGCUGAACAACAAACAUGGUGAACAUUACAUGGUAUUUGAAGUGAGUGGCAACGACACUAGCGGCGAUGGUCGCACGGCACGUAGCGUGUUCGGUCGUGCGCGGUCACUGGGCUGGGCAGGAGAUUUAGCGCCGCCACUUGAACGUCUAUGCGCUGCUUGCAAGCAUAUCGAAAGCUGGCUGGCUGCCCAUCCGAAGAAUGUUGCGAUACUACUAGCUUGGGGCAACCGGGAGCGGCUAGGAGUACUAGUGGCAGCCUACAUGCACUACUCGGCGAUUUGCGGUGCUCCGGAACACGCACUCGACCGCUAUGCGAUGCGACGCUAUCUCGACGACAGAGUCCCUGUUUUCCACCUGCCCUCCAACAAACGAUACAUAGAUACGUUUGCGGGCUUGCUAGCUGGUCAGAUCCGAGUAAACGCGGCGCCACUGCAGCUGACCCAUGUGAGCGUGGCGGGCUCACUCGCAGCGCCCACCACCCCCACUAUCGCCUUCCUGAAGAUAUACGAGAAUUAUACCUGCGUCUACACAUCAGGACUGUACAUGGUCAACGGCGGUGGAUGGACUGUAGGUGUAGGUCGGCUCGCGCUACGAGGUGACGUUCUAGUGCGCGCGUAUCGGAGACCAGCGCAUGCGCACACACACGCGCACAAUCCCCAACGACACCUGGUCUUCGCCUGUCAGUUCCACACCUGCGCUGUUGCGGACCACACCCUCUCUUUUACUAAGCAACAACUUGACCACGCUGUGCACGACCCGUCGUUUCCAAGUGACGGAGCGGUAGAGCUGGUGUUCGCUCGCGGCGGGUCGGGUGGCGCGACGCCCGCCCCCACUCCGGCGGCCCCGCUGCGUGCGGCGCCCGACGCACUCGCACGCGCAGAUUCCCUCGAACAUCUGAGACCACUCUCCACGAUCACUGAUGAUGAUCCAGGUGACAAUAACGGCAGUGCAGAGGGCUCGGGCUCCGGUGGGGAAACGGGCGAGGGGGCGGAGGCUGCUCAUACGUUCGGUCCUUUGGACGGGUCCAUCUACGCGACAGUAGUACGCGCGAGCGGCGGACCAUCCUCUCCGCUCAGCGCAUCAAUGGAUUCAGGCAUAUCGUCGGCGGGCCGGCGGGCCGCCCCCAGUCCGCCCGACGAGCUGGACGCGCUGCUAGGCGAUAUGCUUAGAACUGUGAGCGCUCUACCCGAUCCGCCGCCAACGCCGGCUCCUCAGUCGCACGCCGACCGCGCUCCUGAUAUACCGUACCACGCGCGCGCUGACUCUGCGCCAUUUACUUACGGAGCACCCGGUUUACGGCCUGGCAUGCUUCGCGCUUCUAAUCGCCUCGCCAGCCCCGAGCUGGUACGUCGAGCUCUCGGCAGUGACCGGGGAUAUCGAGCAAUCGAAGACGAUGAUGACGAGCGCACCGUCACUCCGGAUCCUUCUCAACGGACCCCAUUAUCACCGCGCUCCCUCCGCAAAUUUACCCAUGAUGACAUCACAACUACAACAACUACAACCAUCCCACCUCCGGCUUCGCCUGUACGCAACGGAAAAUGGUCAAAUGGCGACGCGGAAUGGAUAGAGCGCCCGCCUAGCAGCGCUAGAAAACCUGAAAACGGCACGUGGCGUUCUAACAGUACAGUGGGAUGGCAGGACUUUAAUACAAUACGCAGGGAACCGAGGAGAUCCGAGGGUAACAAUGUUGAAGGAAACUCUGGCCUCACAUGGCUACAGAGACAGCAACAGAAAUUGAGAGAGAAAAAAGAAGCCAGGGAAAGGGUCGCUCGACUUCCGCUCGAGUGGGACGCGCCUUCCCGACAUGUGCGCAGAUCAGCUAGCCAUCGUGUGGAUGGAUAUACAAGCGACACUACCGCGUUUGCUGAUGACGACGAUGACUUCAGUGUACCGCUGCAUGUCAACACGCGCACUCCUCUCAGGACUGACAGUAUAAGUCCACAGGCUCCAGACAGGACCUCAUCUAAGAAAAUCAUGUAUGAAAAGAUGACGUUGCGCGAGUGGAGCACGAGCAGCACCCCGACAAGCACACAAGCGCCUGGUCUACUGUCUCUUGCGGAGCCUAACAACAAUGACACCAUUAGCCGCGAACGGUCGGAGAGUUGGUCACGAAGCUCGUCACGGGCGGGCACGCCGGCGUUCCCCACACACCCGCGUACACCCUAUCCGCCCACGCCCACGCCCUCUAUAAGCGCACGACCGCCGAGAUCGCCCACUGUCUCCAGGAAAGAGCGCGAAAGUAGCCCUGAGUCCGAAUACCGAGUCUACAACGGCGUAGGCACCGCCAGCAACGGCUCGCGGCGCUCCAGUGUGAGCGCGACCGAGCCGCAACACGUCGCGCCGGACCGUGUACGCUUCGCACGCGACACCAGUCACUACUGGUACAAGCCGAAUAUAUCGAGGGAUGACGCGGUGGCAGCUCUACAGCAGCUAGAGGAGGGCGCAUUCAUAGUGCGAGACUCGAACUCGUUCCCGGGCGCGUUCGGCCUAGCGGUGCGCGCGGGCGGCGCGGGCGGCGUGCGACACUUCCUCGUGGAGCCGACGGCGCGCGGUGUGCGCCUGCGCGGGUGUCCCGACGAACCUGUCUUCAGCUCGCUGUCCGCGCUUGUCUACCAGCACACCGUCACACCACUCGCGCUGCCCGUCCCGCUCAACUUACCUGAAAGAGACCCUUGGUCCGGCGGGAGCGCGAGUGCGGCGGCGCGCGCUCUGCUGGCGACGGGCGCGGCGUGCAACGUGCUGCUGCUGGGCUCCGAGAACACUGAAGCGCUUACCGGUCCUGCCGCCGUUAAAAGAGCAGUACAAAACAUUCUCCAGAAAAAGCAGACGGCGGGCCACGUGGUUCACUUCAAGGUAUUCGGCGGCGGCAUAACGCUAACCGACGCUGCACGCAAGCUGUUCUUCCGGAGACACUACCCCGCCACCGGUGUCUCCUACGCGGGACUAGACCCUGACGAGCGCCGAUACACCCAUCUUGAUGGCGGGACACAAGCAGACAAACGUAUAUUCGCGUUCGUGGCGCGCGCGUCGUCCGGCGCCGAUAACCAGUGCCACGUGUUCGCGGAGCUCGAGCCCGAGCAGCCCGCCACCGCCAUCGUCAACUUCGUUAACAAGGCUCUUCUCGGGAACUCGCAGAAGAAGGACAUUAUUUAAUAUGUUAAAUAAUUCGCAAACCCAAAACGAGGUAGAUUUCUCGCCCCAUCGUGAACUAACAAUACUCACUUUUAUGUGUCAAACACGAAGACAAAUCGCGAUUCUUAUUCCACAAAUAAAAUCACAAUUAUGAUUUUCUAUUGUAUUCCACUAUCUAUAAAUAAUGUGUAUUUAGUUUAUGAACAGGUUUAUAUUGGUUUUUAUAAAUUAUUUUCAAAGAUUAUGUACGCUUCAUAUUCACCAAGUACGUUGUACUACUAUAAUUAUAAUAUAAUAACAAAUAAAUAUAUAUUAUAUUAAUAAUUUAGUAUAGAAAGAAACUAACUAGUCUCAUCAUAUAAUUUAAUAUAGAUUAGAGUCGUGCGUGCCUAACAUUACUGUGUUAAUGUUUAUUAUUAUAAUAUAAGAUAUCAUGAGUCCAUAGUAAUUUAAAUAAAAUAAAAUUAUGUUCAAGUUAUAGUUGAGAACAACCAUACAUACGAAUGGCUAGCUGCCUACAAGUACAACGAAUUGUCAAACGAUAUAUUAGUACAAUAUUGUCUACAUAACAAUAAUAUUAAGUUCACGACGUAGCUUUUAAAAAGCUGACGCAUAAGUCCAAAAAAUUCCAACAAAAUUAUUUUAAAACGGAAACAACACAAGUAGAAUAUGCCUUAAGAUUUUGUUGUAGAGCUUCGAUAAUUCAAUUUAUGGUAAAUACAGUAAAAUGCUAUAAAUAAAAUGCCUUAACAGUGAUCUAAUAAGUUUAAUAGAUUAAUUAUAUCAUAUAAAAUUUUAAUGGUUAAAUUGUACCCAGUUAAUUUAACAUUUAUAUCUAUAAAGUAUGUAAUAACUGUUGUCAAAUGUAUUUAUUGGUUAUAAUAAAUCAUUUAAAAAUUA
Nymphalis io (European peacock) is the source of this 4936-nucleotide messenger RNA. RefSeq names its product tensin-1 (gene by). The transcript is spliced from 23 exons. Bases 221 to 4057 code for a protein of 1278 amino acids. Lineage: Eukaryota; Metazoa; Arthropoda; Insecta; Lepidoptera; Nymphalidae. Gene Ontology annotation, molecular function: protein binding. The record is from RefSeq and is a predicted model, not a curated record.